Messenger RNA from Cydia strobilella, 9824 nucleotides. It is a transcript of the gene Ca-alpha1T, whose product is annotated as voltage-dependent T-type calcium channel subunit alpha-1G. Gene Ontology annotation, biological process: calcium ion import; calcium ion transmembrane transport; membrane depolarization during action potential. The transcript has 34 exons. Gene Ontology annotation, molecular function: low voltage-gated calcium channel activity; voltage-gated sodium channel activity. The record is from RefSeq and is a predicted model, not a curated record. Gene Ontology annotation, cellular component: voltage-gated calcium channel complex; plasma membrane; neuron projection. Bases 67 to 6669 code for a protein of 2200 amino acids. NCBI's taxonomy places the organism in Eukaryota, Metazoa, Arthropoda, Insecta, Lepidoptera, Tortricidae.
AUUUUUUCUGUCCUUGUGCCAAACUUAUGUCCUUAACUAAGAUCCACGUGGUUCGAGAGAAUAUCCAUGCUGGUGAUACUGCUCAACUGCGUGACGCUGGGCAUGUACCAGCCCUGUGUCGAUGACCAGUGUGUUACCAACAGGUGCAAGAUAUUACAGGUUUUCGACGACAUUAUCUUUGCGUUUUUCACAUUGGAGUUGACGAUCAAAAUGGUUGCAAUGGGGGUGUACGGCCACGGCACUUACCUCGCCGACUCUUGGAAUCGCCUUGAUUUUUUCAUUGUUAUGGCCGGGGUUUUAGAAUACGCGUUACAUGUGGAGAAUAUCAAUCUAUCGGCGAUAAGAACGAUCCGAGUGCUGCGGCCGUUGCGGGCGAUCAACAGGAUUCCAAGUAUGCGAAUCCUAGUGAUGUUAUUGCUGGACACGCUGCCUAUGCUCGGCAACGUCCUACUGCUAUGCUUCUUCGUCUUCUUCAUAUUUGGCAUAGUGGGGGUCCAGCUGUGGGAGGGGAUCCUCAGGCAGCGAUGCGAGAUGGUGCUACCACCGGGCACUUUGCGACCCAACAUAUCGUUUUACUACGAAUUUUCAAAAGAGUUGGACUACAUAUGCACGACGCCAGAAGACAAUGGUAUGCACCUGUGUGGGGACUUUCCGCCCUACCGUUACGGCCCGCUCGUCUGCAACGAGACCGCCAAACCGUACCCGUCCCGCAAUGACCCGACAAAUGUGUCUUGUGUAAAUUGGAACCAGUAUUACACUAACUGCACUCAAAGGGGAUCCAACCCGUUCCAAGGCACGAUCUCCUUUGACAACAUCGGUCUCGCUUGGGUUGCUAUAUUUUUGGUUAUAUCCCUGGAAGGCUGGACGGAUAUAAUGUAUUACGUGCAAGAUGCUCACAGUUUUUGGGACUGGAUCUAUUUUGUUCUUUUGAUUGUGAUCGGAUCAUUCUUCAUGAUCAACCUCUGCCUCGUCGUCAUCGCGACCCAGUUCAGCGAGACCAAGAAACGUGAGAUGGAGCGCAUGCGCGCUGAACGCGCUCGGUUCACGUCCUCCUCGACUCUGGCGUCGUCGACCAACAAUAGCGAACCGGCCACGUGCUAUGCCGAGAUUGUCAAGUAUGUGGCGCAUCUGUGGAGAAGGUUUAAACGGAGGAUGGCCAAGAAAAUUAGGCUAUACCGAUAUCAGCGAGCUCAAGUACAAUGGCGCACAAGCAGAGAAACACUUCAACUGCCGUCAAACAAGCCCAAGCAACACCAUCCUUGCUGCCCGCGGGUACAUCCUCAGAACGGGAAAGAGGAGGGUGAGGAGCCGUUGGGGCGGCCGAGCCUGUUGCGCGUGCCGUCACUCUCCGCCGCCGACCUGGAGAACGCGUCAAACCUCUCGCUCCUGUCACCGCCAUCACUGGCUCGAAGACGCUCAUCAGUGAUGUUCAGCGAUACAGUUCUGCUACACACGCCUAAUUCACCCCACGGCGGGCAUCCUCACAACGUCUGCUCUUCGGAGAAAAUGACUCAAACAGAUUCAUUGUGUCAACGUGACUGGCUUAAGAGCCACAGCGAGUUCGACCUGCCGACAGGCGAAACUGCAGAGGAAAGAGCGGCAGCCGUUGGAACCAUGUCCUGCCAGGAACUCCUGGCACUGUCCGGAGCCUUAUCAGCAGCACUACCUUCCGGACAAGUUACCUUGGACUCCUUUUUUGAAGAAUUAACUAAAGGCAUUACCAAGAGGGCCAGUGAAGACAAAGACUGUAAGGGUCAUGAAAUAGAAGACUAUUCAUGCUGUGCGGAGCUACUGGCAGCCGAGGCCGCCGCAAAAGAAGCGCGAAAGGGACGAUUUGCUAGUGCUUGCUCGAUAUUUUGGCGAAGAAUAUCGAAGUUUUUUUCUUUUCUAAGAAAACAUAUAAAAGAUGUAGUCAAUCACAAAUAUUUUCAGCAAGGUAUACUAUUAGCUAUACUAAUUAACACUUUAUCGAUGGGUAUCGAGUACCAUAACCAACCCGAGGAAUUGACAGUAAUAGUAGAAAUCAGCAACGUCGUAUUCUCUGCGAUUUUCGCUGUUGAAAUGGUUCUUAAAAUCAUAUCAGAGGGUCCUUUCAAGUACAUUGCCAAUGGAUUCAAUGUUUUUGACGGAGUCAUUGUAAUCUUAAGUGGAUUUGAAUUAGCGCAAAGCUACGGCAACGAAAAGGAACUGGCUGGCAACUCCGGACUCUCCGUGUUGCGCACAUUCAGGCUCCUGCGCAUCCUAAAGUUGGUCCGCUUUAUGCCCAACCUGCGCAGACAGUUGUUCGUCAUGCUCCGUACCAUGGACAAUGUCGCCGUGUUCUUCUCACUUCUAGUUCUAUUCAUUUUUAUAUUCAGCAUCCUCGGUAUGAACCUCUUCGGGUGCAAAUUCUGCGAGAAAGACAAUGAGGGCGAUGAGGAGUGCGACAGAAAAAACUUUGAUACGCUCUUGUGGGCCUUUGUCACAGUGUUUCAGGUUUUGACGCAAGAAGAUUGGAAUGUUGUACUGUUUAAUGGUAUGGAAAAGACGAGUCACUGGGCUGCAUUAUAUUUUGUUGCCCUAAUGACUUUUGGAAACUAUGUACUAUUUAACUUACUGGUGGCUAUUCUAGUAGAAGGAUUUAGUUCUGAGCGGAACGAAAGGAGGGAGCGAGAGCAGCGCGAGCUGGCAAAGUCUAAGUUGUCUAGCGAGUGUUUCUCUGACAACAACGAAAAUCAAUAUGAUGAGUCGAACUCGGGAUCACAUUCCAGUGACAGUUUCUCUCAGAACGAAAUAAAAAACUUUUGGAAAUCAGCUGACGAUGUUCGCAAAGCUAAAGACGAUAUAAACGGACACAAGGAUAAAAUUAUUCGAUCACGAAGAAAGACGACCAGUUCAGGACAUCACCCGACGCUUUGCAAAGACUGCGCACAGUCCAACAAAUGUAAUUUACAAAAGGAAUCCAAAAUGCUCGCAAAUAACACUGGAGUAGACGUACCGAACUUACCCAUGAUCACACACACAGCCGCUACACCACAGGACUCACCGUCCACGACCCUGGAACCCGGAGCGUCGUUCAGGGACUUCCCUGUGGCUCUCAACUUGGAGAAAUCAUCAAUGCUGUCGAGCAUGGAAUCUAUUGAUAGGACUUCGUGCACCAGCAUACCCGGAUUACUAAAACCUCCGACGCUCUCAGGAAUCAACAGCUAUACUCUAACCCUGCAUUCGGCCGCCUCACAGUUGGGAGCGGAGAAAGCCAGACUACCCCCACUGACUUUGUCCCCACACCCCGUGCGACCCCUAUCAGUAUCAUCCGGUUCUUCGACCCCCACAACCACGAGGUCAAUGCCAUCCCCGAUGAUGCCGGAGAAGAAUUUGCAGAUUGUGAUACCGAUAACUAAAGACGAUAAUUGUGCCAAUACUAGCGAUAAAUCUAGUCUUUUAAGUUCCCAAAAAUCGGUGACUCUCCAAAGUCCACCCUCAAACGGAGAGGACAAAUGCCGAGUCCAGCGCGGCUAUAGCUGGCGGCUGUCCCGGCCGAGCCUCAGGAAAAAACCCAAGCAUCGGACCGGAUCCGACUCUGAAGCCAUCAUAUUAAAUAAUGGACGUGACCAUGUCGCUUGUAACGGGUCCAGCCUCCGCAAGAAUGAGCUGCUCCUCUCCUCGUCCAUUAUUAAGAAUGACACGCAGUCGGAGAUGCCCAACAAUAGAACCAAGUCGCAACUGCCGGCUCCCAGGGUGUUACCACAGACCGCCAGGAAAGUGUCUGCUCACACUGCACCUCUGCUUCCCGAUGAAUCUUGGAAAGCACCAGAAGCUGGAUUCUCAUCGGACACGACUGUCCACCUCGACACAGUAAAAUCACCUCCUCACCGGCUCUCCCUCACCAACGAUUACUUAACAGUAACGACAGUGUCGGAAGUGAAGACGAGCAACCUGCCACCAACGCCGCCGCAGCUGCAGCUAACACCAAAGUCUCCGCGCCACAAGACGCAUGUGCCAACACGACCCAAGAACCAGUCGCUGCCGCUUGUCAAGCAAAUUAAUGAAGAGGUAACGAUCAACAACAACGUCAGCAUAAUAACGUCGAGGUUCGACAGGCGACGAUACCGGUUCAAAGACCUGUUCCGAUUCAUGGAGCCCACGGGGUGCCUCAAGGAGAAAGAAGACUGGGCUUUGUACAUAUUCCCUCCAGGAAAUAAGAUACGGCAGCUAUGCACCUGGAUGGUAACCCGCGGGUGGUUCGAUAACAUCGUGCUGCUCUUCAUAGCCCUGAACUGCAUCACGCUGGCCAUGGAGCGGCCGAACAUCCCUCCUGACUCCAAGGAACGGGCGUUCCUGGCUAGUGCUAAUUAUGUGUUUACUGUUGUCUUCGCCGUGGAAAUGUUCAUUAAGGUGGUGGCGUCAGGCAUGUUCUACGGGCCGGACGCAUAUUUCACGUCUGGCUGGAACAUCAUGGACGGCUCACUGGUCAUCAUCUCCAUCAUUGAUCUGCUCAUGUCACUCGUUUCCGAGUCUAGCCCGAGGAUCUUUGGUAUAUUGAGGGUAUUCAGACUACUAAGAUCCCUGCGGCCGCUGCGAGUGAUCAACCGAGCGCCCGGCCUAAAGCUCGUGGUGCAAACCUUACUGUCCUCGCUCAGGCCAAUCGGAAACAUUGUGCUCAUCUGCUGCACGUUUUUUAUUAUUUUCGGCAUCUUGGGAGUACAGUUGUUCAAAGGGGCAUUUUUUUACUGCGAAGGGGCGAACAUAAAGACCGUGAAGAACAAAUCCGACUGUUUAGCCAUCGAAGGCAACGUGUGGGUGAACAGAAAGUACAAUUUCGACGACCUCGGCAAGGCUUUGAUGUCCCUUUUCGUUCUGAGCUCCCGGGACGGAUGGGUCAACAUAAUGUAUACGGGGCUUGAUGCCGUUGGCGUGGAUCAGCAGCCAAUAGUGAACUACUCUGAAUGGCGUCUCCUGUACUUCAUCGCGUUCAUACUGCUUGUGGGGUUCUUCGUGCUGAACAUGUUCGUGGGAGUGGUGGUGGAAAACUUCCACCGCUGCCGCGAGGAGCAGGAGAAAGAGGAGCGAGUGAGGAGAGCGGCCAAGAGGCAGCUGCAAAUGGAAAAGAAGAGGCGAAAAAUGCAUCAAAGACCUUACUACGCAGAUUACAAUCAAACAAGACUAUUUAUCCACAACGUAGUCACCUCCAAAUAUUUCGACCUGGCCAUCGCCGGAGUCAUCGGCUUAAACGUAGUGACCAUGGCCAUAGAGUACUACAGAAUGCCUCCAGUACUCCAAUACGCCUUGAAAAUAUUCAACUACUUCUUUACAGCAGUCUUUAUUUUAGAAGCAAUCAUGAAACUAGUAGCAUUAGGGUUCAAGAUAUACUUAAAAGAUAAAUGGAAUCAAUUGGACGUAAUAAUUGUUAUUUUGUCUAUAGUUGGUAUAGUAUUAGAAGAAUUAGAAACAAAUAUAAUACCAAUCAACCCUACAAUAAUGAGAGUGAUGAGGGUCUUGAGGAUAGCGAGGGUGUUGAAGCUGCUUAAAAUGGCUAAAGGAAUCCGGGCUUUGUUAGACACGGUAAUGCAGGCGUUGCCGCAAGUAGGGAACUUAGGACUGUUGUUUUUCUUAUUGUUCUUCAUUUUUGCCGCUUUAGGCGUUGAAUUGUUUGGACGACUGGAGUGUUCUGAUGAAAUUCCUUGUCAAGGUCUUGGCGAGCACGCCCACUUCGCCAACUUCGGCAUGGCAUUCCUCACGCUCUUCAGGGUCGCCACCGGUGACAACUGGAAUGGCAUUAUGAAGGACACGCUGCGCGAGGACUGCGACAGCAGCGUGGACUGCGUGCGCAAUUGCUGCGUCUCCACUGUUAUAGCGCCCAUCUUCUUUGUGGUGUUCGUACUCAUGGCCCAGUUCGUGCUGGUCAACGUUGUGGUCGCUGUCCUAAUGAAACAUUUAGAAGAAUCCCACAAACAAAUGGAAGACGAAAACGACAUGGAUGUAGAGCUGGAGCGCGAGUUGGAGCGCGAGAUUGACGACGAGGAGGACCGUGCGCUGUGCCGCGCGCUCGAGCAGGUGGCGGCGCCGCGUCCGCUCAGCAAGGUACCUUCCCUCCCGGCCAACUUCACCUACAGCGAGCCGAAGCACCCGCCAACACCGUCCCCCGCACGCCUCGCCCGUCGCCGGCGCACGCUUCACUCGCACCACGCUUUGCUCCCGACGUCGCUACCGCCGAGACGAGCUUCCCUCUCACCUCAUGCGUUUGGACGUCGCCGACAGGAUUCCACCACCGAACCCCCUGCGGCUCUCUACGAGGAGGACGCGCGGUUCAUCGACGCAGACGACGCCGACGAACUCGACCCCGGUAGCCCCCCGCGACGCGACUCCUUUGCGCAAAAUCGUAGGCAACGCGUGGACAAGCGCAACUCCUUGCGCGGCGAGGAGGCGAGGCUUCUUCGGCCCGUUCUGCUCGCUGUGCCUACACCUCGACAACAUGUUAGGACUAGCGGUCCUAAGAGAAGAAUCUCCGAAUCCGGUAGUGUAAGUGACGCGAGUCAGGGCUCGGCGCGACCUCAGCUCGCGCCCGAAAGCGUCGAACAACCUAUCAGCGAAGAAGAGAAGAUCAGGAUAGUAAUAGCGGAGCGGCGGAAAAUGGACGCGGCCCGACCGGAGCCCGAGGAGGGCGUCGAGCUCGCGGAGCGCGGCUCCUAGUCCCGGCGGGGCCGGCCGCACCAACAUCACGAGGUCUACAUCUAGGCGCCCAGCGCCCGGGUGAACCUCCCUCCCACCUUCCUCCCUCCGUCUUCUUCUGUGGAACGGUUUGGAACUGUUAAUGUUUGAACUCGGUUGCACGACAGUGAUGCAUUGACACAAAUUUUAAAAACAUGCUUAUAGUUUCGACUUUAGUGCGGUGUUACGUUUUCGGUACGACCGAUUGAGUGAUAACGUGUAUGACAUUUGGUGUGAUCAUUUCCCGUCUUUAGUGUUCAUAUCCUUAACUCCGAUUCUUACUUUUCCUACGCGGCCGGUUCAACAACUAGCAAAGAGACUUCAAUAAAUUUAAGCUAAGAUAUAAUAGAAAUAGGUAGAUAGGAGUUAGGUCUAGUCAAUUUGUUGUGGUGAGAUUUUUUCUACGAGAGCUAUGGGUACUUCAAAUGUUAAUUAAGUAAUUUCAAAUAACGGUGCUUGCUGUUGAAUUGUAUUAGUUAUUCGUAAAAGUUCUCCUAAAAGUGUUUCCAAAGAACCUCAACGAAGAGUAUGAUUUAUUGUAUAUUUGUAUACCUAAUUUAAUGUUUUGUUAUUGUGCGUAGAAAAUGAUUUUAUUUAUUACAUGUAAAAUUAUAAUAUUAAAUGUUGUUAAAGUGUAAAUUUUAUGACUUAAGAAUGGGUUUCGAAUCAUUGAAUAUUAGAAUAAUGUAAUCCAACGACUUGAAUGAAAAACGCCUAUGGAUAUCUAUUAUUUAAAUGCUUUUAGUUUGUACAUCAAAAAAAUCUUCUAGUCAACGAGUGUCUCUCAUACUAGAAAAUUGUUAUAGGUAGAGGUUGGUAUUAUAGUAAGGAUCUAAAACAGAACCAAUAGUUGGCGAAUUGAUUAGAACUCUCUCUAAGAAUGAAAAAGUAUUUUCUGAAUAUAAAAUGAAUCCUAUUUUCUUACAGUCGUGUACGUAACUUAGACGUGUAACUGGCAAUACGCACAUACAGUUAGCGUAGAGUAUAACGUAGUGUACGCAGCUAUCUUAGGGUGAACAGAGAUUAUUGUGAGAUAGUGGCCGAUAUAUUCUACACAAUUAUCGUUGAACUGUUUAGUGCUGUCAUUAUUUGUGCCAAAUUUACAUUAAUUUUACUCAACAUGGCGUACUGAAUAUGAAUGAAUUAUUAAUCAGUCAUUGUUACAAAAUGAGUUUGUGGCUUCGCCCCUUUUGCAUACAUUUUAUAUGAGGUCUCGAUUUUCUCCGAAUGUCUGAAUUAAUUUUCAAUUAUUUUAUAUUAAGCAAUCUAUUUAAGCACCAUCUCGAUCUACCUAAUUACAUGAAAGAUUUUAGAAAGAAGUUUAAAUUGAACACAUGAAAGAGUUUAAAUUGUUUAUUAUUUUAAAGUAAAGCAAAAAUAAUGCCAACAUAUUUUAAGUUAGUCUUGUUACGAAUAAUUUUCAGUACCAUUUCUGAUACGAGACCCUAACUCGGAUAGGAAGAAGAUUUUUAAAAGGCAUUUAAUGUCAUCUUGGGUAUAAACUUAAAAUACUCAUACAAGAUAUGCCGAAUUGUUGCACCACACAUACUGUUAACUCUGCAGUCUGUUUGUGUCGUUCUGAUUGAUGAAAUUUAACACGAAAUUGAAAAAGAAAAGAAAAAACACCUUUAAGAAAUAUAUAUCAUUUUGAUCUUAAUUGGCUGCACAAAAACAAUUAUUGCACAUCAGUACCGAGUCAUCACUUAGUUUCUUUCUUUCGUUGAAUCUACCCUAGUGUCCUUAAAUCCGUUUAAAAAUCACAAGUCGGUCCCUGACCUACGAACAAAUUAAGAGCGUAGUUAGGGAAGAGAGCAAUAAAUUUUAUAUACUUCAACUGUGCCUUUCCUAUUUCUAAUGUACUAGCUUGUGAAGUCGAUUGUUGGGACUCUGAACUUAUGUAUACUGUAGGAUUUGGGGACUAUAAGCUAUUUACUGUAAUAUAAUGUUAUAUUCUUCAAAUAUAUAAUAUAUUUCCAGAGAUAUUACUUCUAGCAGUUUCAGUAUUUUGUUAUUCUUAAGAAUUUCUUUGUAGUUUAAUUAUCCAAGCAUAAUACUCAAAUAUUCUACAGAUAUUUGGGUUACAGGCCCUUUACUUAAGUAUGAUGUAAUGAAAGUUAUUAUUUUGCUUUCGUAUUGUUCUAUUACAUUGAGAAUCCAUUUCGUUAAACUUUGGAAUUGAAAACGAAAAGGGUUAAUCACUUAGAUUGCUUUAGAUUUGUCAAAUUCGAGUUUUCAAUUUAGAAAUCAACCAACAUUUUAAGAACAUCAACAAUUGUUAUAAAGUAGCUUCGGAUCAAUAAAAUAUUUAAGUGUUAAAAAAUGUUUUUAAAUUCUAUGUCAGAUUUAUUAUUGAAAUGGACCUGGAGUGUACCUAUGGCACUAUUGUAGUUUAAAUGGUGAAGCUAAAUGCUCUUGUGGGUACUCCUUUCCUUACUGUUAUCGUAUUGAUUGUUACUUUUAACGUAAUAUUAUAAGCUGCGGUAAAAUCAUGCAAAAGCGAACGCCAACGUGUGUUGUAUUUACGUGACAUUUCGCUCUCUGCGCAAGUUUGCUUUAACACUCUCUCUAACCAAUUUUUUGCACGCAUUUAUACAAAAUAUUGUACGUUGAGUUUACAAAAUCCUCAAACAUUGAAAACAGCUAGUUUUUAUUCAAGGAAAGACAAGCUAAAGUCCAUAUUAAAUAUUUUACUUGUUGCUCGCGUACUGCGAGUGUGCCACUAAAUUUUAUUCUACUUUUAAUUAACCUGCGUACCUUUUUCUCUUUAUGCUUUUACUUUAAAAUAGACAAAACGUCUUCCAUGUCUUCUUAUAUAAAUAGGUUGAAAUUCUAUCGAUCGGAGUUUUCCACAAAGUAAUCUUUUAAGAUUAAUGGUAAAUUGUCAGAAGCGAUUCUGAAUUACUUAUUCCAGCGUCACGUGGUUGAAUUGAUUGAAGGGAAUUUAGUAAAAUUAAGAAUAGCAUUUCGUGAUAAAAAGUAAAAUUCGUGAUAAAGAUUAGAUAUUGUUUUACGGUACUGAUUGUAUGAUAUUUUUAAGAGGUAUGAACAAUGUUCAUUAGAUGAGUACACCUGUUACAAUUAGCUGGUGAUCUGUCAAGUUACGAAAAUGUUAGGUUGAAAAAUAAAUCUAAAGACAA